Molecule: messenger RNA, 577 nt
Organism: Cheilinus undulatus (humphead wrasse)
Lineage: Eukaryota; Metazoa; Chordata; Actinopteri; Labriformes; Labridae
Product: placenta-specific gene 8 protein-like
Exons: 3
Coding region: 1-417 (138 amino acids)
Source: RefSeq, a predicted model, not a curated record
AUGUCCCGCCAGGUGAUCCAGGUCCAGCCGGAGAGCUGGGUUCAGUCUGAGGGUCAGUGGAGCACAGGCCUGUGUGAAUGCUAUAAAGAUGUGGGAGACUGUUGCUUUGCCCUGUGCUGUCUCCCAGUGUUCACCUGUAAGGUGACCAGUGCUGUGGGCGCGUGUCCCUGUCUACCUCUGUUAGACUGUAUCGGCUGUGUACCUCCGGCCUCGCUCGCCAUGAGGGCGUCUGUAAGGGAGCGCUACGGCAUAAAGGGGAGUGUGUGGAGCGACUGCCUGUACGGAUGCUGCUGCUAUCCUUUAUCUUGGCUCCAGAUCUCCAGAGAGCUGAAGAGAAGGGCAGCAUCCCACGCCUCCUCCUCGUCCACAGCCAGAUACACGGCUCUGACCUCCCUGCAGGGGGCGCACUUGGUCUAGAUACACUCAGCUCUUGUUUUCAGCUGGACUGAGCUGUGGCUUUCCCUCCAGAGGACUGGGUUUGAUUUAAUCACACUUCCUCCAGCCUGCAGACUCUCCCCCGUUACCUCGGAGAAUAAAGCAGGAGCACAGAGGAGCAGCGUGACCCAAGAUAAAGAGA